CACCUGUCAUGGCCGUCCGUCGCCAAAUGAAACUGCUUUCGAAGCAGUAGUACUACUGUUUCAUUGUCAUCUUAGGCGUGAUGUCGGAUAAACGCCAGCGUGCCAGGGUGCAGGGCUCCUGGGCCAAACAGCUUCCCAAACAAUCGAGACCAGCAGUUCCCCACAGCCAAAUUGCCAAUCCGGCUGCCGCAUCAUGGGGAAUUCAUCGGCAGACAACAUCUGGAAAUUUUGAGUUCCACCAACCUAUUGAGCCCAUUAGAGGUGUUCCGCCAGAGAAAGUUAUUGACCAGGCAGGGGAUUAUGAGAUUAGCCAUGGACCUUCAGGAGUGUCCAGAUUGCGGCUGCUGCCAGGCUUUCUCGCAGCACAGGAGGCUGACUGGAUGUUCAGUAAGCUGCUCGCAGAACUUCCCUGGUCACAAAAGACCAACGUCAGACAAGGUGAGGCCUACGCAGAGCCAAGGCUGACGUGCUGGUUUGGAGAGUUGCCCUACACGUACGCUCACUCCACCAUGGCCGCCAACACUAAGUGGCAUCCGUUGCUGUUGAGGCUUCGCGCAGCGGUCGCCGAGGCGAUCCCCGGCGGCAGCGACCGCUUCAACUCGCUCCUGUGCAAUCUAUACAGAGACGGACACGACGGCAUCGGCUGGCACAGCGACGACGAGGCCUCACUGGGCCACCAGCCCGUCAUUGCUUCGCUCAGCCUGGGCGACAACAGGGUGUUCGGCCUCCGCAAGAAUCCGCCUCCGGAGGAAAAUGGUGACUACACCUACGCGGAGCGUAUUAAGGUACCUCUGGGUCACGGCACACUGCUUUUGAUGGAAGGAGCCAUGCAGGAUGACUGGCAGCACCAGGUGGCUAAGGAGUACCACUGACCGCGGCCCUCGCAUCAACUUGACCUUCAGGACCAUCUUCCCCGAGCCACAGGGCUACCGGCCGGGCACCAAGCUGCGCUUUACCACCAA
This is a messenger RNA of Phycodurus eques (leafy seadragon), 962 nucleotides long. RefSeq names its product alkB homolog 3, alpha-ketoglutarate dependent dioxygenase (gene alkbh3). Gene Ontology annotation, cellular component: nucleus. Lineage: Eukaryota; Metazoa; Chordata; Actinopteri; Syngnathiformes; Syngnathidae. The transcript has 10 exons. Gene Ontology annotation, molecular function: dioxygenase activity. Bases 81 to 872 code for a protein of 263 amino acids. Gene Ontology annotation, biological process: DNA alkylation repair; DNA repair. The record is from RefSeq and is a predicted model, not a curated record.